AAGCUCUAUAAAUUAACCCUUCUACCCAUUCUGUCUCCAGUCUCUUCCCUCUCCUCUUUCUCUCCUUUCUUUUCUCCCUCCUCGGCGCUGUUCCAGCUUAUUUCAUCUCCAAGUUUUCUUGUAAAUUAACAGCAAUGUUGGGAGCAGGGAACAGAUCUCCUAUUAUAAAUGAGGAGCAAGGUGGAAGUGAAGCGGUUAAUGAGAUGGCUAUGAAGGAGUAUGGUGAUGAAUGGACAAUGGAUGGAUCUGUGGACUUCAAAAGCAGGCCUGCAAGGAGAGGCAAGAGUGGGGGAUGGUUGGCAGCAUCUCUUGUGCUUGUGAACCAAGGGCUGGCUACAUUAGCAUUUUUUGGAGUGGGAGUGAACUUGGUUAUAUUCUUGACAAGGGUGCUUCAACAAGAUAAUGCGGCUGCAGCCAACAAUGUUAGCAAAUGGACAGGAACUGUCUACCUCUUCUCUCUGAUUGGUGCCUUCCUUAGUGACUCCUACUGGGGAAGGUACAAGACUUGUGCCAUUUUCCAGAUAAUAUUUGUAGUGGGCUUGGUGAUGUUGUCAUUAAUUUCAAGCUUAUUCCUACUAAGACCAUCUGGGUGUGGUGAUGAACAUACAUUUUGUGAGCCGCAGUCUGGCUUCAAAGUUGGGUUGUUCUACCUUUCAGUAUACCUUAUUGCUUUAGGCAAUGGAGGUUACCAGCCAAACAUAGCCACCUUUGGAGCUGACCAAUUUGAUGAGCAAAAUCCAAGUGAAGCUCAUUCAAAGAUCGCCUUCUUCAGUUAUUUUUACCUAGCCCUCAACCUGGGAUCCCUUUUCUCCAACACCUUCCUUGGAUACUUUCAAGACAGGGGCUCCUGGGCUUUGGGCUUUUGGGCAUCUGCUGCUUCUGCCAUGAUAGCUCUCGUCCUCUUCGUUGCUGGCACAACAGGGUAUCGUCAUUUUCGCCCUAGCGGAAACCCACUUUCGAGGGUGUGCCAAGUGAUUGUAGCUGCAGCCAGGAAAUGGAAUGCCUCCAGUUCAAAGGAGCUGUAUGAAAUUGGAUCAAAGGAAUUUGCUUCAACGGGAAAUAGAAAGUUGCUUCACAGUGAAGGAUUCAAGUUCCUGGAUAGAGCAGCCAUCAUUCAAGCCAAAGAUGAGCCCAACGUCCAAAGAAACCCUUGGCAUCUCUGCACUGUGACACAAAUUGAAGAGUUUAAGUGCGUGCUCCGUCUCCUCCCUAUCUGGUUGUGCACCAUCAUCUACUCCAUUGUGUUCACACAGAUGGCCUCCCUCUUUGUCGAGCAGGGUGCAGUCAUGGACACAUACAUAGGGUCCUUCCAUAUUCCCCCAGCAAGCAUGUCAGCAUUUGAUAUUCUAAGUGUAGCUUUGUUUGUCUUCCUCAAUCGUCAUGUUUUUCAACCGUUGGCUAGCAGACUCACAGGCAACAGCAGCGGACUCACUGAGCUGCAAAGGAUGGGUGUUGGUCUUGUCAUUGCCAUCACAGCCAUGACCUCUGCCGGAACAGUGGAAAUUUAUCGUCUAAAGCAUGUCUGCAAGGACUGCAAUGACCAGAGAAGCUCAAUGAGCAUAUUGUGGCAGGUCCCGCAGUAUAUGCUUAUCGGAGCCUCAGAGGUGUUUAUGUAUGUAGGCCAGCUUGAGUUUUUCAACAGCCAGAUGCCAGAUGGACUAAAGAGCUUUGGGAGUGCAUUGUGCAUGACUUCCAUCUCUUUCGGCAACUAUGUGAGCAGCUUGCUUGUGACAGUUCUGAUGGAGAUCACAAAGAAAGGCGGAAGCCCGGGCUGGAUACCUGAAAACUUGAACAAAGGGCACAUGGAUAGGUUCUACUACCUACUAGCACUACUGACUGCUGCAGACUUAGUAGUAUACAUAGUUUGUGCAAAAUGGUACAAAAGCAUUAUGAUAGAAGAGGAAGAAGCUGAAGCUGAUGAUGGUGACGAGAUUGAUCACAUCAAGGGUGCAGGUUUAGGGGAUUCUGAGGUUUGAAUCAAACGAUCAAGUUAUUUGGUCGAGAAGUUCUGAGAUGCAUUUUAACUCAAAUAUAUUUGAUUUUCCUAACCUUGACUGCAAUGGUCAUUGAUCUGAACAAGCAGAAGUUUGGUAGACUGCGCUGGGGCGAUUAAUAUUGAGCUAUAUAUAUAAAGCAAUUGAAGAGAGAAACUAAAACUUGUUCAAAGGUGGAAAAAACUUUGUAAUAACAAAGAGAACGAGAUGACAAAGUAUCUCUGGAAUCUUCACAUAAUCUGUCUUUUAAGGAUUUCAUUGUUCUUUUUGUACAUGUGAACUUUCUUGC
Molecule: messenger RNA, 2283 nt
Organism: Phalaenopsis equestris
Lineage: Eukaryota; Viridiplantae; Streptophyta; Magnoliopsida; Asparagales; Orchidaceae
Product: protein NRT1/ PTR FAMILY 7.2-like
Exons: 5
Coding region: 135-1976 (613 amino acids)
Biological process (GO): transmembrane transport
Cellular component (GO): membrane
Molecular function (GO): transmembrane transporter activity
Source: RefSeq, a predicted model, not a curated record